UGCGGGGCAAGUUUCGAUCUGGUUGUUGAACACAUCCAACAGGAGGUUAAUUUAGGGCCAGACACCCCGAAGAUCAAGUGGAGCAAUAUGCACGCGUCUACCUCAUUGGGUUGGUUGGUGGAUUUAUGUUCCCCGACAAGGUAAAUCGGUGGAUACAAGGCAUGUGGUUGUCGUUGCUCCUCGAUGAUUGGGACGAGAUCGGGGGAAAGAGUUGGGGGUCGGCCGUAUUGGCUGGGAUCUACCGAGAGUUGUGCACUUGCUCAAGGUUGGGAGCAAAACAAGCUGGAGGUGCGAUGUUCGUACUCCAACUCUGGGCAUGGGAGCAUCUUCCAAUGUUCGCUCCCCGAGACCCGCGGGAAUUCUGGGGUCCAGAUGAGGAGCUACGUGAACUAGCGAAUCCCCCUAUGGUGUCAAGUGGAUCGGAGCAAAUACAAAUGACCACCAGCCUGAGCACUCUUUACUGUUUUAUCGUGCUGAGUUUGAUAAGCCUUGGUGGAACCAGGUGACAUGAGAUCCAUAUCCACCUCAAGUGGGCGAGAUUCAUCUUCUUAGACACCCCUAGGAUGUAGAGACGUGGUUGUGCAAGGUGCCCUUGAUCUGUUGGCACAUGGUGGAGUGACACCUUCCAGAUCGAGCAUUGAGGCAAUAUCGGAUGGAGCAACCAAUUCCAGCAUCCCCACCUCAAGGGUUCAAAUAUCUCCAUGCCAUCGACCUAUGCCACAAAUCAAAGAAUUGGAUCCGUAAGCAUGAGUUCUACAUCAACAUUUAGGAGAAUAGAGCGACUUGGGUUGUCCAAGGUUUACCGGAGACGAGGCCAAUGGGGUACCACGAUGAAUACAUGGUGUGGUAUCGGAAAUUCACACUUAGAUGGGUGUCAAAGCAAGGUGUUGUGUGGGGAGCGGUGGUAGGUGAUUCCAAUUCUUACUCUUUUGUCCCUAGAUUACAUGCUUAGAUUUGAGUGAUGGCAAUUAACUUGAUUAGAUUCAUUUUAUUGCAUUUUACAACUUAUUCGUAUU
Molecule: messenger RNA, 1016 nt
Organism: Linum tenue
Lineage: Eukaryota; Viridiplantae; Streptophyta; Magnoliopsida; Malpighiales; Linaceae
Source: the annotation of a GenBank genome assembly